UGUGUGAGAGAGAGAGAGAGAAAGAGAGAGAGGGAGAGAGGGAGGGGCGUUGUCAUCGAGAUGUCCUUCGUCUACAGCUCCGGGGAAAGAGUGUGUGCAUCAGAGCGAGAGCAUCCGACACUCACAGCAGACGCUACGCACUCCAGUAUCAGCUGAAACAUAAACACAGGUGAAAAUGGGCAUGUCUAGAGUUCUGCUCGGCCUCGCCCUCCUCACGAGUCUAUUGGCUGCCGCUGUGAUGAGUCACGAGGGGGCGUGUCUACGGGACGGGAGACACAAGGCCACGCCCAGUCCAGAGCCUCAUCUGAAGCAGUGUUCGCUCUACAGGGAGAACUCGUGUUGUUCAGAGACGGACGUCCAGGAUCUGUCCGGUGUGGACAACUCUGUCUGGGAUAAGUGUGGUCUCCUCAGCCCUCUCUGUGAGUCUUUCCUGAAGCGCGUCGCCUGUUUUUACCGCUGUUCUCCUGAUGCUGCUCGCUGGACACACCCGCAUCGCGACUCCUCCCUGAAGGCGGUGCCUCUGUGCCACAGCUUCUGCAGAGACUGGUAUGAGGCCUGUAAAAUGGACAUGACCUGUGCUCGGGACUGGACCACUGACCCACGUGGACAGAACUGCAGCGGCGGCUGUGUGCCGUAUCAGCAGGUGACAUGCCACACGCACUACUGGAGCUUUACAUGUCUGAAGAAAAUCUGAGUGAUGUUUGUCUGUGCGCUACAGGUGUUGUGUGUGGCUGCCAGG
Messenger RNA from Cyprinus carpio (common carp), 739 nucleotides. Its product is annotated as riboflavin-binding protein-like. NCBI's taxonomy places the organism in Eukaryota, Metazoa, Chordata, Actinopteri, Cypriniformes, Cyprinidae. Gene Ontology annotation, molecular function: riboflavin binding; signaling receptor activity; riboflavin transmembrane transporter activity. The coding region runs from base 176 to 694 and encodes 172 amino acids. The transcript has 5 exons. Gene Ontology annotation, cellular component: external side of plasma membrane. The record is from RefSeq and is a predicted model, not a curated record.